AUGGAAAAAAUUGAGGGAAUUCCAGAGAUCUCCGCGCUUACUUUGAAAAAUCUAGGCGACAAGUCCUAUGACCGUAGAAAGUGUUCUGCAGAAGAAAUUACUGCUGUUUUCGCCAAGUACUAUAAUGAGGGAAAUGAAGACAAAACGAAGAAAAUAUUGGGAGUGAUGCAGACAGACUUCCUACGAUCGCCAAAUGUGAACUACCGAAAUGGAGCUCUUGUCACAAUUUCCUCCAUUGCGUUUUUUUUGGAUACGAACGCGGUAAAAUAUUUCCCUAUUAUUCUAAAUCCUGUUUUGAAGUGUUUGGAAGACAGUGAUAGCAAAGUCCGCUAUUACUCAAGUGAGGCCCUCUAUAACAUUGCAAAAGCGGCAAGAACAGGGGUGAUUUCCUACUUCGAUCGUUUCUUCUAUGCCCUGUGUUAUCUCUUUUCCGAUGUUGAUACAGACGUCAAAAAGAUAUCCUUCGCUGUACUUCUUCCCUAG
Molecule: messenger RNA, 483 nt
Organism: Blastocystis hominis
Lineage: Eukaryota; Bigyra; Opalinata; Blastocystidae
Exons: 2
Coding region: 1-483 (160 amino acids)
Biological process (GO): phosphatidylinositol biosynthetic process; positive regulation of kinase activity
Cellular component (GO): endosome membrane; PAS complex
Source: RefSeq, a predicted model, not a curated record